AUGAUCGCUUUUAUUCUCUUUCAAUUAAAUAUUCUGACCCUUUCACUGUUCUCCACUCUCAUUUUGUGUGUCGGUCGAAAGAAGAAUUUAGAUGGCGACGGCGAGGUGUCACUAGUUCAACCGGGCGCUCAAAAAGUCAACACUGGCAUUGUGACGGCGUCACGUUCGGCGUCGAAGCCGCAGAAUGAUGAUUUCUCGGUCGGAGUGCCACCACCACACAUUCCUUUGGCUGAUAAAUCGGAUGAGAGAACUUUGGCAGACAUUGAAUCGAUUCAAAGUGAGAAAGCAAUGAUCCGAGAGAAGAAAAAGAAAAUGGCGGCCGGUGGUGUCGCGGCGAAAUCCGCCAAGAAAAAUGGCACAUCUAGUUCGAAAUCCCCUGCUGCAAAUAGUGCAGAAGUGAUGAAAGGAGUCAAAUCGCCGGGGGCUCUUGCAUGA
Caenorhabditis remanei is the source of this 435-nucleotide messenger RNA. RefSeq lists its product as uncharacterized. The coding region runs from base 1 to 435 and encodes 144 amino acids. The record is from RefSeq and is a predicted model, not a curated record. The transcript is spliced from 3 exons. NCBI's taxonomy places the organism in Eukaryota, Metazoa, Nematoda, Chromadorea, Rhabditida, Rhabditidae.